GGCGCUGUCUUUGUUGGUACUCGCCGAUAACGAUACCACCAUUUCGGGCCGGAUCGGCGCCCCCUGCCGAUACUAGUAUCGGUAUCGGUGCAUCUUUAACACAGAGUCAAGUAGCUUCCAAUAGUCCACUAUUGCUUGAAAAUAAAUUACACAAUUGUAAGCCCGGGAGAAAGCAAAAUUAAACAGUCUGUCCUCUUACCACUGGUCCCACUGGCAAAGUUAGGUUUGAGUAAUGAUGGGAUUUUCCAUGAGUGAAUGUGCCGGGAACAUUGUUGAGUGGUGAGCUCCGUGGGUGCCAACUGUGUGGGAAGAGCAGUCAUCAUUGACGGGAGAAACAAGACUCAGAUACACCACCCCCUGCAGAUCCAGCUGUGAUGAAGAGCCAGAGGAGAAGGAGACAAGGGCAAUCGGUAGGCCUCACUGCUUCCUGCUUAUAAAUGGCACCGCUGGGGAAACACCAGGGAGCUGUUAAGCAAGCUUGGGGAGCAACAUUUGAUAUAUCUGACAACACCAGCAGGAUGAUGAUCGAUCUGGACAGCGCUUUUACGUGACAAAAAUAAGGUGAUGUCAUGGAGGCAGCAGUGAUGCUGUUGCUGAUGCUGUUGCCCGGUGCCUGAAUCUGUGCUGUCAGACAGGGGGAACCGAAUUCGACACUCCAACAUCAGCAAGAAGAGACGGCCAGUGGACUAAAGAAAAAUCCUAGACAUCGUUGGAAAUCAAGCAUUGAGAAGAUGACUCUCGCAGCCUACAAAGAGAAGGUGAAAGAGCUCCCUCUGGUGUCUUUGUUUUGCGCCUGCCUGAGGCCACAGAAUGUAGAGAAGGCUACAUACAAGGCAGAAGACGCAGUGGAUCUGGGAUGGAGUGCCAUAAAAGAUGUGGAGGUGAAAGAGUUGAACAAGAGAGCAUCGGGUCAGGCCUUCGAGGUCAUCCUGAAGCCGCCGUCGUUUGACGGUUUACCAGAUCUCAAUACAUCCAUGCCUCAGCGCAGAGACCCCUCCCUGGAGGAGAUCCAGAAGAAGCUAGAGGCCGCCGAGGAAAGACGAAAGUGUCAGGAAGCGGAGCUGCUAAAGCACCUGGCAGAGAAGAGAGAGCAUGAGCGAGAGGUGAUCCAGAAAGCCUUUGAGGAGAACAACAACUUCAUCAAGAACGCCAAAGAAAAGCUAGAGCAGAAAAUGGAGGCGAACAAGGAGAACAGGGAGGCCUUGUUGGCUGCCAUGCUGGAGAGACUGCAAGAGAAGGACAAACAUGCAGAGGAGGUGAGGAAGAACAAGGAGCUGAAAGAGGAGGCCUGCCGAUAGAAGACUGCAGAGUGAAAAGAAUCGACGGGAGGAGCAAAAGGCCCAUAAAACAGGAGAUAGAGUUUGUGUUUGAUGUUCUUUUUUUGAAUAAGGAGUACAACGCAAUCCAAGGGGAGACUCAUAAAGCGACUCAAAAUACAAGAGACAUAAGUCUUUCAUAUUGAUGUAAUGUAUGUAUGUUAGAACGAGCUGUACAACGCUUGACUAAUUCUUGAUGAGCAACAAAUGAAAUCAUUUUUUCAAAGACAAACGGGUAAUAGUGGUUGGGAUAUUUCAAAAGACAUUUCAUAUACGGAACAGACAGGAUGAAAGCAUCCAUUGUCCACUGCUUGCAUUUUUUUUUCUUAAGAAUUUGCGAUGCAGGAGUUUGCUACGGGGCUGUGAAUUGUAACAACACGACUCAGCUUUAAUUAUAUGUCCAAAUGAUUCUGUCAAUGUAUGAUAUUUACUGUAUUUUAGGCAUUCAAGCUUUUUUAUACCAUUUGAGUGGACGCAGAGAAGGGCCUAUUUGUCCUAACUAAAACAUGAUUGCUUGGGGCUAAUUUAAGUAGUAGCAGGGUAAAUAAUAGUAGCACAUGUUAAGCUACAGACCCUUCGAUAUAUAAGAGUAAAUUAUAAGCAUUCUUACUAGGGAUUAUAUGUGAAAAUUAAGUAUUUGUUAGAUUUACACUUCAUUUGGGAUUUACAACACUGUCUAGGCAGGCAUAAAUUGAGUCACAGGAGUUUAAACUGGUGUAUUUUGCAAUUUUCAGGGUCUUUUAGGUCAUUCACUGUAGUUUAGUUGUAGAUGUAGAGCACGAAUUGCACUCUUAUUUUCUCAAGCACAACUCAGAAGCACACAUGCAUACAUGAUGGGACAAAAUAAACACAUACAGUAUGAAGAUUUGUUGGCAAAGUCUUUGGGUUGGAUGAGCAAGUUUUCUGGUGUUGAGCUUUGGCAUGUGUCACUGUACUCUGUCAAUUUGUGAAAGAUAAAAAAAAAGAUGAAAUUGAUGUCAUUUGCUUGAGUUGUCGAGUAAUGCUGGCUUUUCUUGAGACGCUGAAAAUGUUUGCACAGCAAUUUGGAAAAAUGUAUUGAUUUUUGAGUGUAUCCAUUUGGCAUGGUCAGUAAAAAACAG
Corythoichthys intestinalis (scribbled pipefish) is the source of this 2416-nucleotide messenger RNA. It is a transcript of the gene stmn4, whose product is annotated as stathmin-like 4. Lineage: Eukaryota; Metazoa; Chordata; Actinopteri; Syngnathiformes; Syngnathidae. The transcript has 9 exons. The coding region runs from base 732 to 1298 and encodes 188 amino acids. Gene Ontology annotation, molecular function: tubulin binding. Gene Ontology annotation, cellular component: cytoplasm; neuron projection. Gene Ontology annotation, biological process: regulation of microtubule polymerization or depolymerization; microtubule depolymerization; neuron projection development. The record is from RefSeq and is a predicted model, not a curated record.